Cryptomeria japonica (Japanese cedar) is the source of this 1832-nucleotide messenger RNA. Its product is annotated as probable zinc metalloprotease EGY2, chloroplastic. Gene Ontology annotation, biological process: proteolysis. The transcript has 12 exons. NCBI's taxonomy places the organism in Eukaryota, Viridiplantae, Streptophyta, Pinopsida, Cupressales, Cupressaceae. The record is from RefSeq and is a predicted model, not a curated record. The coding region runs from base 140 to 1666 and encodes 508 amino acids.
CCCACAAUUUUAAAGAGAUCAUAUAAAAAAACCUUCAUACAAAAUCAAAAAACACAUAGUAAGCGUGCGCUGGCCUCUUUGAGCUCAAUGAUGAUGUUGGGGAGGCAGAUAAGAUUGAAUUUGUAGAGAAAGAGGGAGAAUGAUAAUGGCAACGGCAACAAUGUCUGUGAAUCUUACUCCCAAUCUGGUGGCAUCAUUUACCAGUGGUAAUAGGCCAUGGAAUCAUAGUUUUAAUACUAACACCGCAACAAUUGGCUAUAAUGGCGCUACUGUACUUGCCUGGAAGCAAAGGCUAAAAUUUAUCUGUGGUACAUUCCAAAGACGGAGGCCGCGUUUUGAAUGCAGAGCAUCCGUCGACGAGAAUGAUAAUGAUCAGGAAGGCAGGGAUCUGGAUGAUAGCAGUCAAAAGGCAUCCCCUUCUGUGGACUCUGAUAAGAAUACUGUUGUGAACAUUGAAAUGGAACAGGAUGAGAUUGAUGCUUCAAAAGUAACAAGUGGAUCCCCACUUCCAGGAGUUAAGCCACCCAGUGAACCUGUAAAAAUUCCAAAGGCAACGUUGGACAUUCUCAGGGAUCAAGUGUUUGGCUUUGACACAUUUUUUGUUACAGGCCAGGAACCAUAUGAGGGUGGAGUCUUGUUUAAAGGGAAUCUUCGUGGUGAAGCAACUAAUAGCUAUGCAAAACUAACCAAGAGAUUACAGGAAAGGUUUGGGGAACAGUACAAACUUUAUCUUCUGGUGAAUCCUGAAGAUGACAGGCCCAUUGCAGUGGUUGUCCCUAAGGAAUCAUUACAGGCAGAGCCAACUGCUGUACCAGAAUGGUUUGCAGCAUCUGCGUUUGGAUUGGUGACUGUAUUCACUAUUCUACUCCGAAAUGCACCUGCUCUCCAACUGAACUUGUUGUCCUCUUUUGGAAAUAUUGGACUAUUGGAGGAAGGCCUUCCCGGUGCAUUGAUCACAGUUGCAAUAUUGGGAGCACAUGAAAUUGGUCAUAUUCUUGUGGCAAGAAAAGUUGGUGCAGAUCUUGGUGUGCCUUAUUUUGUUCCCAGCUGGCAGAUAGGCUCAUUUGGCGCUAUUACAAGGAUAAAAAAUGCAUUGUCCAACCGAAAAGAUUUGCUCCAAUUUGCAGCUGCAGGGCCUUUGGCUGGAUUCUCCUUGGCUUUUGCAAUUCUACUAGCAGGGUUCAUCUUACCUCCAAGUAAUGGUCAAGAGGUCAUAGUUGAUGCGUCUGUUUUCCACGAUUCUUUCCUUGUUGGCGGUAUAGCUAAACUCAUUUUAGGAGAUGUUCUGAAAGAAGGGACUAAAGUGGCUGUCAAUCCUCUUGUUACAUGGGCAUGGUCUGGACUUCUUAUCAAUGCCCUAAAUAGUAUUCCUGCUGGGGAGCUUGAUGGGGGUCGGAUUUCAUUAGCACUAUGGGGAAGAAAGGUGUGGUCACGACUUACUGCUGCAUCAAUAGCAUUACUUGGUUUCUCAGCUUUGUUCAACGAUGUUGCAUUUUAUUGGGUUGUAUUAAUCGUAUUCUUGCAAAGGGGCCCUAUUUCUCCUCAAUUAGAAGAGAUUUCUCAACCUGAUAACAAAGGUUUUUUCUUAGGUAUAACAGUUUUAGUUUUAGGGUUGCUUAUAUGUUUACCGUUUCCUUUUCCCUUUGUUUCAGAUAAUAUGCUAUAAACAUUGAAUUGCAGAACAUGUUUUGUACGAGUAUCUCCAAUCAUGAAGCUUCUAUUUAUUUACAAAUGUACAGUUUUCGUGUGAUAAAUAUUACUUGCUACAGGCAUUCUUUAAAUAACUUUCUAAAUGGGUAGGAUUGACUCCAAUCAUGAAGUUUCUAUUUGUA